This is a messenger RNA of Podarcis lilfordi (Lilford's wall lizard), 3264 nucleotides long. NCBI's taxonomy places the organism in Eukaryota, Metazoa, Chordata, Lepidosauria, Squamata, Lacertidae. The record is from the annotation of a GenBank genome assembly.
AUGUCGACCUCCUCCGAGGAGGAGUGGAGCCUGGACCCCUUGGCCAGCCCCGAGGACAGCCCGCGGCGGGGCUACCAGCGCGGCCCCAGGGGCAACCUCACCAUGACCACCACCAACCAAGCCUUGGUGCAGCUGGUCUGCCAGAAAAACCUCCACCAGCCCGCCGACACGACCCUCCUCUCCAUCCUGCUGUUCUUCCGCAGGUGGGUGCUAUUAGGGAGGCGGGGGGGGGCGUUAGGUCCCACCCCACACCAGGGCCACCUGUCCUCCUGGGUGCUGGAGCUGAGAGACGUGGCUUGGGGCUGGAUGACCACCACUGAUGGCCCCAUCCAUCUUCUCGGUUCUGCGUCCUUGGCCGUAGCUGGGCGGGCGCUUCCCCAGAACAACAGGAAGCAUGCGAGCCGACACGUGUCGUGUAAGCGUGUCUGGGCGUGUCUUGCCGCACGUGUCUCCGCACGUCGGGGGCCCAGAAGCAGCUGGAAGAUCCCCCGAGGAAUGGGAAUGUAGAUUCAGAGGAUCCCGGGGGUCAUCUAGUCCAACCCCAAGCAAAGCAUCGUGAAAUCAUAGAACAGUCGGGUUCGAGGGAGGCGGGGAACCCAGCCAGAUAGGCGAGUUGUUGUUGUUACUGUUGUUGUUGUUAUUCAGUCAUGAUUCCAGAAAUGAAUUCACCAGGUGAUGCCUGCAAGGCUGAGUCUUUGCGUAAAACCGGGGAAGAAAUCAUAGGGUUGCAGCGUCGGAAGCGGGUUAGACUGGAUGACCCUGGGUGUCCCUCCUAGAAAAGACAUCAAAAUAAAAAUACAUAAUAAAAUACAUAAAAAUAAAAUGCACAAUUGCAUGGCAGGGGGUUGGGCUAGAUGACCCUGGGUGCCCCUUCCAGCUUCAUGCUUCAAUGUUGACAUUCCUGAGAUUCCCGCCCCAGGUUGUGUCCUGGCGUGCCGGCCAGCAGGGAACUGGGAGUCCUGCCAGGACCAGUAUCCGCCCAGCAGCUGGAACUGGGUGCCUGCCAAGCAGGGAGAAAUACAAAUAGAAAUAGAAAUUUGGAUUAGGAGAGGCUGGGAAGAGAUCGGCGUCUUCCUCUUCCCAGGAAAGAAGGAGGAGGUGGCGGGUUCGAGGUCCGUGCUCCAGCAUUAUCUGAUGUUCUGGUGCAUUGGGUGUGUGUGUGAGGUGGAUUAAGUUUUUCUAUACUGAGAUGCCUGCUUUUGGGGGGUUAGUCGGGAUAACCCUGGGUGUCCCUUUUGGAAAUUCCUGCAUUGCAGGAGUUUGGGCUAGAUGCUCCUGGGUGUCCCUUCUAUUGCAUAAGAAAAUACAUAAAAAUAAAUAUAUAUAAUAAAAUACAUAAUAGUAAAAUAAAACAUCUAAAAAUAAAAAAUACGUAAAAAUAUGUAAAAAUAAAAAUACAUUAAAAAAUUAUAUAAUAAAAUUGCAUAAAAAUAAAAACACAUGACAAAAUACAUAAAAAUAGAAAGGCAUUAAAAAUACAUAAAAAAUAAAAAUACAUAAUGCAAUACAUCAUAAGAAAAUAAUGAAAUACAUAUUUAAAUGAAAUACAUAAAAAUAAAAAUGUACAAUUGCAUUGCCGGGGGGUUGGGCUAAAUGCCUUCUCUUGGGGGAUUCCUGCUUUUUUGGGGUUGGGCUGGGAGAGGGUGCUAGAAGGGAGGUUUUUGGCGUGGUCUGAGCCACAACAUAUUUUGCUCCCUCCUUAUGUAAUCUUGACAUGCCCACGAGGUUUUGGCAUCUCUUGAACCCUCUUCCUGUUUUUCUAGUCCUGCGUCUGCUGGCAGCCAAGCCCGAUCUCUUGCCAGGGAGUGAGAAACAGGCAUGUAGCGAUCCAAGAAUGAUGGACAAGGGAAGGGGACCCUCAGGGUCAUCUAGCCCAACCCCAUGCAACGAAGGACCCCCUGGAAUGCAGGAAUCCCCCAAGAGAAGGGAUACCCGGGUCAUCUAGCCCAAUCCACUGCAAUGCAGAUACGAGGUUGGCAGUUGGGGCCAAGUGGGCGGAGCUUGUGCUUGGGUGGGCGUGGCCUCCCCCAGGUUAGAACAUCGGGUUAGAGCCCCACUUUGUGGCAUAGCCGUCAACUGACAGAUUUGAAAAUAAGGGACCAGCAGCCAAAAUAAGGGACCUGCAGCCUCACCUGUUCCAGGCACUCCAGUCUUCCUGUCCUCCUGCAGUCUGGUCAAACUGAUGCUGGUAGCUUCGAGAACACUGUCCAACCAACUUUGUAACCAGAGGUUCAACUGAAUAGAAUCUGAAUCACAUGCACCACAAGGCCUAUGCAGCCUCAACUUAAGAUGGCUCCCGGCCUGGCUUUGCACUGCAAAGUUUGCAGCAGCACGUGCAACAAAAUGGCGUCCAGCAUUCAAAAACCUCCUCAGCUUGCAUUAACAAGCCACACACAAGGCAUGCAAGGUCCACCCCCAGUUGUUCUUAGACUUCUUAUUGGGUGAGCAACACAGCCAAGCAACACAGUUGGAGCCUCCCUCCUCCCGCAGGGAGGGAGGGAGAGGAGCAGCUUUCUUUGAAAUUUAAGGGAUAUCAUUUAAGGGACAUUUAAGGGACAUCUAUCAAUAAGGGACAGCAGAGGGACAUGGCGCUGGAAUAAGGGACUGUCCCUUCAAAUAAGGGACACUUGACAGCUAUGCUUAGUGGCCAUUUUUUCCAGCUCUCAAAAUUCCCCCUCGAUCCAGGUGGGAGACAGGUGCGCCUCGGAAAAGGAGCCGAUCUGGGUCUCACUCCACUUUCCCUUCUUCUUUCCCCACUCUUGCUGCAGCGAUCCGGAUUCGAGGGCCAUCGGCGACAAGAUCGAGCAGGCCCUGGUGAGUGUCACCUUGAGGGGGCCCGCGCCUGCCCGCCCCACCCCCAUCCCUGCCGCCCGCCCCGCCCCCAUUACGGUUGAGAUUCCUGUCCUCGACUCAACCCCAAUCUCUCCCUGGCAGGACCUGGUGAAGACCCAUCUGGUGUACGCCGUGCGAGAGGAGGUGGACCUCCUGAAGGACCAGAUCCAGGAGCUUCUGGAGAAGAACGGGCGUCUGCAGCGGGAGAACCACCUGCUCAAGAACUUGGCCAGCCCAGAACAGCUCCAGAACCUCAAGUCCCGUCAGCCCCUGCAGGUCCGGCCACCCUGUCCUGAGGACCCAAGAGCCCGGAAGAUGAAGGUCCACCAAGACCUUGAGAUCCUUCUCCCAGGUCCUUCUAGAAAACCAAACUCCCAUCUUAGAUCUGGUUCCUCCUCUCUCAAUGCCGAACCUGGCAUUCCUCCCACUUGA